GAGGCGGGAGGCGUGGAGGGGCUGCUGAGGGGCGUCCGGUUACGUCUCCGCCUUCCUCAGCCUGGUCCACCGAGCCGCUAGGUUUGCGGGACAGCAGUUCGGGAACAUGUUGGCCGCGAUGCGCCGGAGCGGGGCUGCGUGGACGCGGGCGCUGCUGCUGCAGCUGCUGCUGGCGGGGCCCGGGGGCUGCCUGAGCCGCCAGGAGCUCUUCCCGUUCGGCCCGGGACACGGGGACCUGGAGCUGGAAGCUGGGGACGACCGUGUCUCCCCAGCCCUGGAGCUGAGGCAGGCGCUCCGCUUCUUCGACAAAUCCGACAUCGACUCGGUCUACGUCACCACAAAUGGUAUUAUUGCCAUGAGUGAACCCCCAGCCAAAGAAUCCCAUCCGGGGUACUUCCCACCGACCUUUGGAGUAGUUGCACCUUUUCUGGCAGACUUGGACACGACAGAUGGCCUUGGGAAGGUUUAUUAUCGGGAAGACUUAUCCCCCUCCAUCACUCAGCUAGCCGGAGAGUGUGUCCAGAGAGGGUUCCCAGAAGUCUCUUUCCAGCCCAGUAGCGCGGUGGUUGUCACUUGGGAAUCCGUGGCCCCCUACCAGGGGCCCAGCAAGGACCCUGACCAGGAAGGCAAGAGAAACACAUUCCAGGCUGUUCUGGCCUCCUCUGAUUCCAGCUCCUUUGCCAUUUUCCUCUAUCCUGAAGACGGUCUGCAGUUCUAUACAACAUUCUCAAAGAAGGACGAGAACCAAGUUCCCGCUGUGGUUGCAUUCAGUCAAGGUGUACAGGGAUUAUUCUGGAAGAGUGAAGGAGCUUAUAAUAUAUUUGCUAACGACAGAGAAUCAAUUGGAAAUUUGGCCAAGAGCAGCAACUCGGGGCAGCAGGGCGUCUGGGUGUUUGAGAUAGGGAGCCCGGCCACAGCCAGUGGUGUGGUGCCCUCCGAUGUGAGUCUCGGACUGGACGACGGAGCAGAGUAUGAUGAUGAAGACUACGAGUCAGUGACACAUCUGGACCUGGAGGACGCGAGCACGACACCUUUCCCCUAUGAGGCUCGGAGGAGGGGAGACCCGGGCACACACAGCGUGCCCCGUGUCCUCUCCCCCCGCCGCCUGCCUACUGAGAGACUCCCCGGACCUCCCACGGAGAGGACCAGGUCUUUCCAGCCACCAGCAGAGACAUUUCCCCAACAGCACGCGCAGGUCAUAGAUGUGGAUGAAGUUGAGGAGACAGGAGUGGUGUUCAGCUACAACACGGAUUCCCGCCAGACCUGCGCCAACAACAGACACCAGUGCUCCGUGCAUGCCGAAUGCAGGGACUUCGCCACGGGGUUCUGCUGCAGCUGCGUGGCUGGUUAUACGGGGGACGGCCGGCAGUGUGUUGCAGAAGGUUCCCCCCAGCGAGUUAAUGGCAAGGUGAAAGGAACGAUCUUUGUGGGGAACAGCCCGCUCCCUGUUGUCUUCGAGAACACCGACCUCCACUCGUAUGUGGUGAUGAACCACGGGCGCUCCUACACAGCCAUCAGCACCAUUCCAGAGACCGUUGGCUAUUCUCUGCUUCCUCUGGCCCCUGUCGGAGGCAUCAUUGGAUGGAUGUUUGCGGUGGAACAGGACGGGUUCAAGAAUGGGUUCAGCAUCACAGGAGGCGAGUUCACCCGUCAGGCCGAGGUGACCUUCGUGGGGUCCCCGGGCAAGCUGAUCAUCAAGCAGCAGUUCAGCGGCAUCGACGAGCACGGACACCUGACCAUCGACACGGAGCUGGAGGGCCGCGUGCCCCAUAUCCCGUUCGGCUCCUCGGUGCACAUCGAGCCCUACACGGAGCUCUACCACUACUCCCGUGGGGUGAUCACCUCCUCCUCCAUGCGGGAGUACACUGUGAUGGAGCCUGAGCAAGAUGGAGCUGCCCCUUCCAACAUCUACACUUACCAGUGGCGCCAGACCAUUACCUUCCAGGAAUGCGCCCAUGACACCUCCCGGCCGGCCCUGCCCAGCACCCAGCAGCUCUCAGUGGACAGCGUGUUUGUCCUGUACAACCAGGAGGAGAAGAUCUUGCGCUAUGCGCUAAGCAACUCCAUCGGUCCCGUGAGGGAAGGCUCCCCAGAUGCCUUGCAGAAUCCUUGCUACAUCGGCACUCACGGGUGUGACACCAAUGCAGCCUGUCGCCCUGGCCCCAGGGUUCAGUUCACCUGCGAGUGCUCCAUCGGCUUCCGAGGGGAUGGAAGGACCUGCUCUGAUAUCGAUGAAUGUUCAGAACAGCCCUCGGUGUGUGGGAGCCACGCAAUCUGCAAUAAUCACCCCGGAACCUUCCGUUGCGAGUGUGUGGAAGGCUAUCAGUUUUCAGAGGAGGGAAAGUGUGUGGCUAUUGCGGACCAACGCCCCAUCAACUACUGUACCACCGGUCUCCACGACUGCGACAUACCCCAGCGGGCUCAGUGUAUCUACAUGGGAGGGGCCUCAUACACCUGUUCCUGUCUGCCAGGCUUCUCUGGGGAUGGCCGAGCCUGCCAAGACGUGGAUGAAUGCCAGUCAAGCCGAUGUCACCCCGAUGCCUUCUGCCAUAACACUCCAGGCUCCUUCACGUGCCAGUGCAAACCGGGUUAUCACGGAGACGGCUUCCACUGUGUACCUGGAGAAAUGGAGAAAACCCGAUGCCAACUGGAGAGAGAACACAUCCUCAGGGCAGCGGGGGUGACGGGCCCACAGCGGCCAGGCCUGUUUGUCCCUGAGUGUGACGAGCAUGGGCACUACAUGCCCACCCAGUGCCACGGCAGCACGGGCCAGUGCUGGUGCGUGGAUCGUGACGGCCGUGAGCUGGAGGGCACCAGGACCAGGCCCGGGAUGAGGCCUCCCUGUCUGAGUACAGUGGCUCCGCCGAUUCACCACGGACCCUCCGUUCCUACUGCUAUGAUCCCCCUGCCACCUGGGACCCACUUACUCUUUGCUCAGACUGGGAAAAUAGAGCGCGUCCCCCUGGAAGGAAGCACCAUGCAGAAGACAGAAGCCAAGACAUUGCUUCACGCCCCGGAUAAAGUCAUCAUUGGACUGGCCUUUGACUGUGUGGACAAGAUGGUUUACUGGACCGACAUCAGUGAGCCUUCCAUUGGGAGAGCCAGUCUGCAUGGCGGAGAGCCAACCACCAUCAUUCGACAAGAUCUUGGAAGUCCAGAAGGCAUUGCCCUUGACCACCUUGGCCGCAACAUUUUCUGGACUGAUUCUCACUUGGAUCGAAUAGAAGUUGCAAAGCUGGAUGGCACCCAGCGCCGGGUGCUGUUUGAGACUGAUUUGGUGAAUCCCAGAGGCAUCGUAACGGACUCUGUGCGAGGGAACCUUUAUUGGACCGACUGGAACAGAGAUAGCCCCAAAAUUGAAACCUCCUACAUGGACGGCACGAACCGGAGGAUUCUCGUGCAGGAUGACCUGGGCUUGCCCAACGGGCUGACAUUUGAUGCCUACUCAUCUCAGCUCUGCUGGGUGGACGCAGGCACCAAUCGGGUGGAGUGUCUGAAGCCUGGGCAGUCCGGCCGACGCAGGCUUCUCGAAGGGCUCCAGUACCCUUUUGCUGUCACCAGCUAUGGGAAGCAUCUGUAUUACACGGACUGGAAGACGAAUUCCGUGGUCGCUGUAGAUCUUGCUGUUUCCAAAGAGACGGAUACCUUCCACCCCCACAAGCAGACCCGGCUAUAUGGCAUCACCACAGCCCUGUCUCAGUGUCCCCAAGGUCACAACUAUUGCUCAGUGAACAAUGGUGGUUGUACCCACCUCUGCUUGGCCACCCCUGGAAGCAGGACCUGCCGUUGCCCUGACAACACUCUGGGAGUUGACUGUAUCGAGCAGAAAUAAAGACAAGAGUGCCUCAUUUCCUCUGCAAGUAUUCAGCAGCACCCUACUUGAAAGGGUCCAGACUGAAAACUAUCUGACCUGGUGGCCACCAUGCCCAGGUCCUAUCCAGCCUGAGCCCCAACAGUGUUCCCCUCACUGUCCCCCAAAACAUAUGCCCUGGGCUUCCGGAAUGGGAAAGUCUCUUCCCCUACACACAGACAGAAAACCCUCCUGAGGGAGGAUUAUAUGCCCAUCCCAGUGCUCUGGAACCUUUCCCCAACUUAGCAGCCCAGUGGUGAACAGAGCCUCCCCAGGCCUGAGCUGCCCCCUCCCCUGUGGCCUUAUGAGCUCAGCCUCACUCUGACACACCUGCCAUUCGGUUAUCUCCCUGACACACCAGCCAGGGCCACCUAGGCGAGGCUGUGAAUGAAGGAGGGUGUUAAUCCUCCCCCGCUUUUCUCUUGGUGCUCGGAUUUCCCUCCUCCUAGCUUUUUCCCCCUGAGUCUGUACCACCUGCAUCCUGUCCAAGGUCCCCAUCACAGUGAGUAGUAAGCCUUGGCCUUCGUGCAAAACCCACCCUGUCU
Odobenus rosmarus divergens (Pacific walrus) is the source of this 4395-nucleotide messenger RNA. RefSeq names its product nidogen 1 (gene NID1). Gene Ontology annotation, biological process: cell-matrix adhesion. Gene Ontology annotation, molecular function: calcium ion binding. The record is from RefSeq and is a predicted model, not a curated record. The transcript is spliced from 20 exons. NCBI's taxonomy places the organism in Eukaryota, Metazoa, Chordata, Mammalia, Carnivora, Odobenidae. Bases 107 to 3832 code for a protein of 1241 amino acids.